AAAAAGAAAGGAAGGAAGGAAGGAAGGAAGGAAGACGACCCAGCAAACAACAGCGAGAGCGUUUAGAGCAAACUCAUUUGCAAAAGCAGAACUUAAAACAUCUUUGACAGCUAACAGACCAGUUCAUUCAUAAAAAAAAAAAAAAAAAUUUGCCAGUAGCCAAUGGCUGAUCUUCCAAAGCUCUCCUCACAGCAGCAGCCUCCAAAGUCUUCUUGCCUCGCCAGCACAUAGUCAGGAGCCACAAACAAGAAUUGUCAGUCUGUUCAUGCCCACAACCGCCGCAUCUUUUCUCAAUCCCAAACACCAAGAGAGCAAAACCCCUUUCAUUUUCCCACCACCACCACAAGCCAUGGGUGGAAAUGGCAAACGGAGAUGGAAAAUCUCUUUCUAUUCUCGUUCAAAAACUACUCAAACCCAACAACCUCCUCCUAAAGAAUUCCUCUGUCCCAUUUAUGGAUCCUUAAUGUCCGACCCUGUUGUUGUCUCCUCUGGCCAAACCUUUGAGCGGCUUUCUGUCCAAGUUUGCCGCGAUUUAGGCUUUACCCCCACCCUCGAAGACAACAUCCUCCCUGAUUUCACCACAGUAAUCCCCAAUUUAGCCAUCAAAUCAACGAUUCUCCACUGGUGUGAUACUUCAGGCACCCAGCACCCUCGUGCACCCGAUUACUCCUCUCUCGAGGAAAUUGUCCGCCAAAAAAUGAAAUUCUCGUCAUCGAAGUCGAUGCAAUUAAAUAUGAGCCGUCCAGAUAUUAGAGUCUCCGAGAGGGAGCUCCUUGAGGGAGUAGCUGAAAAGCCUCCUGCUCUUUUCUCUCACGCCAACACUGAGUUGACUCACCGAGUCAACCAUUUCUACUCCAGCUCCUCCGAAGAACCCGUGAUUGUCAAGACAGCCGCCACUCCAGCAGCUAGUCUGCUCACUCCUUUGCCUCUGGUGACUCGGCCAGCGUGCUAUUCUUCCACAUCCUCGUCGGCCAAUUCGAUUACAGAAUCCGAAGACCCUUCUUCGAAUUCUUCGUGCUCGCGUGAAGAAGAUGAGAUAGUGGAAAAGCUUAAAAGUGUUGAUGUACGUGAUCAAGAAGAAGGUGUGAUUUGGCUGCGAAAGAUCACGAGAACGAAAGUAGAAAUCAGAGUUUCACUUUGUACGCCUCGAUUACUCCCUGCUCUUCGUGCUUUAAUCGCUUCACGACAUUUUGUUGUCAAGACAAAUGCUAUUGCUUCACUUGUUAAUCUGUCAUUAGAGAAAGCAAACAAGGUGAAAAUCGUGCGGUCGGGUUUUAUUCCUAUAUUGAUUGAUGUGUUAAAAGGAGGGUUUAGUGAAGCGCAAGAGCACGCGGCUGGUGCGUUCUUUAGUUUAGCUCUAGAGGAUCAGAAUAGAAUGGCGAUUGGUGUUUUAGGUGCAUUGCAGCCGUUGAUGCAGGCGUUGAAGGCGGAGAGCGAGAGAGCACGCCAUGAUUCGGCAAUGGCGUUGUACCAUUUGAGUUUAAUGCAGAGUAAUCGGGUUAAAUUGGUCAAACUCGGUGCUGUUUCGAUGUUGUUGAGUAUCGUGAAUUCUGGUGAUUUGGCAAGCAGGUUGCUGCUUGUGCUGUGUAAUUUGGCUGCUUGUAAUGAAGGGAGAUCGGCCAUGCUUGAUUCGAAUGCGGUGGCAAUACUGGUAGGGAUCUUGAGGGAGGGUAGUGGAGGGCAUUCGGAGGUAAUUCAGGAGAGUUGUGUGGCUGCAUUGUUUGCGUUGAGUCAUGGGAGUAUGAGGUUCAAGGGAUUGGCUAAGGAGGCAAGAGCUGAGGAGGUGUUGAGGGAGAUUGAAGAGCGAGGGAGCAAGAGAGCCAGAGAGAAAGCGAAGAGGAUCUUGAUGAUGAUGAUGAGAGGGAGUAACGAGGAGGUUGAAUGGGAGGAGGAGGUUGACUGGGAGGAGGUUUUGGGAUUUGGUGGAAUCAGAGGCGGCGGGAGAAGCUUGCAUGGUCCAAACUCUACCGAUUUUUGAUUAUUGUAAAGUCUGUAAUUAUUUAUUUUCUCUUGUUCUUUAAUGUUUCAUGCAUCUGUGUCUCUCUCUUUUGGUCCUGAGAUCAGUUGACUGAAAGCAAGGUUGUAAGAUUUUUGGAAUGUGGUGUGUGCGCACACAAAUGGCUAGAAACAAAGUUUGGAUUUAGUUUUA
Populus nigra (black poplar) is the source of this 2149-nucleotide messenger RNA. RefSeq names its product U-box domain-containing protein 38-like. Lineage: Eukaryota; Viridiplantae; Streptophyta; Magnoliopsida; Malpighiales; Salicaceae. Gene Ontology annotation, biological process: protein ubiquitination. Bases 266 to 1978 code for a protein of 570 amino acids. The transcript has a single exon. Gene Ontology annotation, molecular function: protein binding; ubiquitin-protein transferase activity. Gene Ontology annotation, cellular component: nucleus; cytoplasm. The record is from RefSeq and is a predicted model, not a curated record.